AUCUGAUUCAUAACAUCAACGAACGAGUAAAACAAAUCAAGCCUGAGCAAUCAGCAGAGCUACCACAUUCUUUCUUGGGUCCUGUUGGAAAAUGCAGUCCUUUACGCGAUAAGAAGCACGCUGCCGUGGGACUACAGCUUCAUUUCGAUCUCGCACCGUCCCAUGAUCCCUCACCUCUGAAUAUCUCCGGCAGCGCCAGACAUCGACGCUGCCAGCCAUUCAGCAGCCUCGUGAUGCUGCAUCGAUCUCACUAGUUGAAAAUGACUGAAAGUACUUUGAAUGCGGCUAUAGCCAAACUUUCCUCUGAAAAGCAAAAAGACCGCGCAGAGGCUUUGGCAGAUGUGAAAGCUAUAUUUGGGAGGAAGAGCAAUAACUUGGAGCGAUUAAACGACAAAUCGUACCACAGAGUUUUCGAGGCCUUAUUCCGAUGCGUCACGAUCGAGAAAUCCAUCUAUAACCGCUCCAGCAAAUCGAAUUCUAAAAGUGUAUCCGCACCUCGACUGCCGCAGUGCGCCUCGGCUUUUCGAGCGGCCGUGGAAGUGUCCGUUCCUCUUUUGCGAACGAAAACGGUACAUGCACUGAUCGACCAUAUUCUUCAGACUAUAACUGAGCCUGGAGACGGACUGUGGGACAUUCUCGCAAAUGACUACAUCAAAGCUCUCAGAUCCAUCCUUGAAUAUGCAGCUCAUGUAGAGCAUCUUUCAGAAAGUGACUGGAUUAGUGCCGCAACCUUCUGCCUUCGAAGCAUAGCCUCGACCGAAACCGAUGGAAACCAGCUGAGCAUUGGAACAAGCCAUCGAUCCUCUUCUGCAGCGUUGGAUACUGGGACUAGUCGAGCAACUCCUAGUCGAAGGAGUUUCGGUCGCGAUGUUACAACUUCAACUUCCCAAGUCAAUAGGAGCGUCAUGGAUGAAGCUGUAAUUUGCAUCCAGCUGCUUUGUACUUCACCUGCCGUUCCUAUUCAUAACAUUGCUGCGCGUCUCCUAAAUGGGCUUUUGGAUUAUCUUUCCUCGUCAGCAACAGCUAAUGCGCACCAGGCGUUAAAAGGUGUCAAUAACAUCAUAGAAAGGAUAGUUUGCGACCAGUACUCUCUAGUUCAAGAUUUUGUUCUAGAAUUCAUACCGAUUAUUCGACGUCUUUGGGCGAUGAAAUCUAUGGGAGUGAAAGAUGAAGUUCUCAUCACCAUGAUGUUGUGUAUGGAUCUCUUACGUAGCAAUGCACAAUCCUUUUCAUCCCAACUCACACCUGAGACACUCGAAAGUCUCGUAGAGACCUUCGAAUCGGAGUAUUUGAAGCGAUCAGAAAAAGAACUCUUGCAGAUCGAUGAUCUGGUAUUUUACUACGGCGAGUCCCGUGCUCAAUGCACGUAUGCCUUUGGGCCUCGUCUUGGAAAUUCUAGGUCGGAGCAAAAUUGGAUGCUUUUGUGGACAAUUUCUUCUUUGAUCUCGAUCCUAGAUAAUGUUUCGAAUCAUAACUUCAGAGUUGACGAUGAUGGGGUCGCGCCUCAAAAAAAGCCCCGACUGACAUCUCGUAUAGAAGAUGUUGCGCGAGACUCCAUGUCAUCUACAGGAACAAGCAAGGUUUACUGUUUGCAACUACUUGCCUUUCUAGAAAACUCAAUGCAUAUUGAAGCCAAGGCCUCUCUUGUAGGUCAUUUGGCAGGGAGUAUAGCAGACGACAAUCCAGCUACGGCUACUUGGGCUCUGUUGGUGAUAUCCAACGUAGCCAAGAACGAUAUUCAGAAAUCUCCUCUGCUAAAGCCACAUUGGAAGCAGAUCUGGGAUCUUGCAUCUCGAUCAUGCGUUUCUCAAGCCAGCUCGAGGGCUGCUUGUGGUCUUAUGGAGGUUUUACUUUAUUCUGAACUCCUCGAUUACUCGGAAAUAAUGGACAGUUUACGAUUGAUGCUAGCAUCUAUGGAUCUCAACGGGCCUUCAGUGUUCUGUGAUACAUCUCUAAUGUUUUUGACUAGAGUUUUCACUCUACGUCUGCACACAGCAGUCGGGCUUGGCCUUGACUUAGUUAAGGGAGUCUGUCACUGGCUUCGUAGCUUGUGGAUAGCUGGUGAUGAGGGGGGUAGGAUACAAACAGCACAAGUUGCUCUCUUUGCUCGUCCCAUUAACAUUUUAUGUCUUCUUCUAUCGCUCACGAACAGACCAGCGCCUCCGAAAGAUGUUGAAUUUCAAGGUAUAGCGGCACCGAUCUCCAGUGCUUGGUUCCGUCAUACCAAAAAGAAACCCUUGAAGGAUUAUCUAUUUUCGUUCUAUGAUCCAGCCAUCUCUCAGGACAUCUGGCAUCCUGAAGAAUCCUUUUUGGGCAUCGACGCAUCUACCAGAAAUGACUCAGCCGAUAAUACUAUUAUAGAGCUGCUCCAGACAAAGAUAGAGACAUUCUCGCAAUUAUGGAAAAUGUCUGAAGCUAAUUCGCGCCACGUCACGGCUGAUUUAAUCCAAAAUUUAGUUUCUGCAUCCAUCGUCGUUUUAGUUUUCAUCGAAUGCCUUCCUCACUCCCAAAGCAAUCGUAUCGAAGAGUUACGGAAAUAUGCAAUCGAUCUAUGGGCAGACAUUUGUCGACACCUUUCCGAUAAAGAGGAUACGUUGAUUCAGGCCUGUUUAACCGUUGUGUCGCCCAUCAUUGCAUCGGUGUCUUGUGUAAAAACCUUUGAUAACCCUAUCUCACAAGUCCUCAGUAAUAUUGCGCAUCCGCUCAUUGGUCUCUUGGAGCAUCGUCGGUCUUCUCAGAUUAAUCCAGCCUUUGAUGAGGCUGAUGUGAUGGACUUGGAUGGGCCAGCUUUGUCCCGAAAAGAUGGUUAUACAGAAGACGCCAUUUUCCAUUCCAAUAGACAUAAUCUGGCUGCCUUCUUAGAGCCAAACGCUUUCCAGCGUUGUCUCUCUAUUCGAUUGUCGCUAUUCUGUCUAAAUUCAGCGAACCCAGUCAACUCAGAGGAUUUAGGGCCGCUAUCCCUCGUUGAUUAUUUGAAGUCUUUAAACAAAGCAGACACUGUGUCGGCACGAAAUCUUUUGCCCAAGGUCUUCCAAGAGUCAGAAAAUCUCACGCGAACGGAUAUCUUGGAUAUAGUGGAAUACUUCGGUGUAUCCUGUUUACAAAAUUACCAACUAGAGCGGUGUGAAAGUGUACAGUGUUUUUGCAUAUAUAUGAUGGAAUGCUUUGUCGACUCAUGGACCAGUGAUGAAAAGGAUGACCUUACGGAUUCCGCUUCCGACCUGUAUGGCUGGUUUAUUCAACUGUUCCUAGAUAAUAAGAAGGCAUCAUCCGAGGUUUUGACUUCACUUUCCCGACUUCUGGAGAAGAUCAUAUUCUCCAAUCCAGCUUUUAGCGUGACCACUGUCGGCCCGUCACCACGUACAAGCUUGUUCAAUAUUCUUCAACAAGGAGACAUAACUGUGAAAUUUACCACUGCAGAUUCUAUAUCGAAUAUAUUCAGACGCUUCCUGCUCAAGGAUCACGAGGCAAUUUUUGAUGACGUCUUGGAGAGCCUACCAACAGACCCAGAUUGGGAGGAGGGAAUUGCAUUGCGUUUGUAUGUUCUUAGCAAGCUAGCAUCUCGUUGGCAUACAUUGCUUCGCAGAGGUAUCUACCAUACAUUUGAGACACCUGGCCAGGUCCCUCAGUCUACCCGGUACGCUAAGAAAUGUCUUCUGCGGGUAUCUCAAGGUUUGAACAUUGACGACCCUAAGGAGAUUUUUCAGUUGUUCAUGCCACAGAUAUUGUAUACUUGGACCGAAGGGCAAUCUAUUUCAACGAUGCCCUUCACGAUAUUUGGAUAUACCAAUUUGAAAGAGAUGUUACAAGAUGCGCAGGAUGAACUUGUCGGGCAGAUCAUGAUGAGAGCUACUGAUGAUGAUGCUGCAGAGCUCUCAAAAUGCCUAGGAACGUCAUUCAAGGAAUUAUUAAUUGCAUCAUUUCACAAGGCCGAGGCUUACACGAUAGCCCGAGACAUUAGCAUCCCACCUUCGCAGGACAGCCAGCCUAAAGGAGUGGAAAGCAGAGUGAAGAAGCUUUUGGGUACGGAAAGUUUUGUACAUUCCCUAGAAGCCAGGUUUCCUGAAAUAGUUGCUACGCUCUUCAAAUCACUUGGCCAAGAGGAACAAAUUGAGCGAGCCUUUGUGAAGCAUGCAAAAUUUGGCUUUGCCGCCAACAUUUUGAAGCGUAUUACCGAAAGAAGUGCAUCCACGGCGAGUCUCCCAGCCAACCAGCAGCCGGCUUUCAGGGCUCGUUACCUUCUCGAUGAACUCGAAUACCUUUGCAAACGAGCUGGAUAUGAAAUGGAAACCAUGUGGACACCGGCAUUGGUCUCUUUUGUUAGUAGAGCUCUUUUAGAUUCUAUGCAUCCUGCUCUUGGUUCACUUCACGCUUGCUCGGUUCUCAGGAAGAUCCGUAUCCUAAUAUGUGUCUCCGGGCCAAUGAUUGUACAAGAUUAUCCCCUGGAACAGCUAUUGCAUGCUCUUCGUCCAUUUCUUACAGACUUUCACUGCUCAGAGGAUGCUUUGGGGUUAUUUUGGUAUCUUCUGGAAUCCGGGAAACCCUAUCUCAUCCAGCAUCCCGGGUUUCUUACGGGCAUUGCAGUGUCCACACUAGUCUCCUUACGAAAUUUCCUUCAGUCCUCACCUGAGAGCACGACACAAGAAAGCCAAUUCAAAAAAGUUAUCUCAAAAUCUCAGGAAUUUAGACAAUGGCUUGGGGACUUCCUGGAGACGUACAAACCCGAAAACCUGGAUGAAAUCCAAGAUCAGUUAUUCCGCAGGAUAAUAACAUCGUCGCGGAGAAUUAGCGAUAUUGGAAACUCAGAGAGGGGGAGCUAUGAGAGUGAUCUUUUGCUGGAACUUCUUCAAGAUAGAUCGUCUAGUAAAGGCCUUUUAAGUACUUCGGUGUCGAACCUCGUGCUCUCACUUCUUUGUGUCGAUUUUCGAAUGCCCCUUGAAUUGCAUAAUGACAUCCUUGGAGAUGACCAAGAUGCCUCAAGGUACAACGUGGCAAUCUGGCAAACGGUUCAAAAUAGUGUCACUGACAGAGGCUAUCGACUUUGGGCUGCUCGAGUACUCGGGCGAGCAUUUGCAGAAACGGGACACAUCAGCGACGAGUUACUACGUGAGCAGAACACAGACGAAGCAAUUUUUUACUUUCAGCGUCAUAAGUACACGGAUGCUUUUCUUGCCUCAAAGGUUACCAUAUUGCACAUUCUCUGUGAAGUCCUUACGGAUACUGAUCGUGUCAAGUUGGGACUUGUGGAACGAACCUUGCAGGUAAUAAUCACAAAACUAGGCAGUUUUCCGGAUUUUGAACAGUGCGAGAAUGCAGUUUCCCCGCACCUCAUGAAGGCACUCUUCUGGUCUCCGUAUAUCUGCCCCAGCAUCACAUCAUCCUUUCCUCAGCAGAGUAGCAACACUUUCUGGCCACAUUGGGAUCCGCAACUUUCCGCGUCUCAAUGGGCACAGAGCCUAUCACUAGCCUUGGCAUCUACCGCACAGGAAGAUCCCAUUAUUGGAUCACUGAUUGAAGUACUCUACACUAUCCCAGAUUUGGCCAUGCGACUUUUCCAAUUCGUACUUCAUGAUGUACUGCUAUUGGAAAGCGAGCAUAACCUAGUCUGUCGCGAGAAAGUUUCCGAGAUUUUCAAGGAGGCUCUUGAAAAUUUCACGGAAAAUACUAUUCCUCAUGCCCAGUUGAUUAUCAAUGCGAUCUUGUAUCUUCGUCAGCAGCAGAAACCACUUGAGUCAACAAUAGUUGAACGAGACGAGUGGCUUGACGUCGAUUAUGGCCUAGCAGCCUCUGCGGCAGUAAAAUGCAGAAUGUACAAAACCGCCUUGAUGUUUCUCGAAAUACAGACAUCUCGAAGUAUCAGCACCAACCGCAGGUCUUCUGUCAUCAAAUAUACACCUCCCACAGAUUUGCUUCACCAAAUAUUCAGAAAGAUCGGAGAUCCUGACCUUUUUUACGGCAUACAACAGGAUGCUACACUGGAGUCUGUCAUGGAGAAGCUCAACUACGAGAGUUCAGGAUUCAAGAAUUUGAUAUUCCAGAGUGCCCAAUACGACAGUGACCUGAGACUGAAAGGCAGUGGAAGCACGUAUGGGAUUUUCAAGGCCCUUAAUGCCACAAAUCUGCAUGGUGUUGCUAGUGCACUACUAGCAGCCCCAGAUGGCUCUGGAAGGAAGACAACAAACACAGAUAAUCUACUAUCGACAGCUAUCAGCCUCCAGCAAUGGGAUAUUCCUACUCCCCCCUCGAAUUGUUCAGCAACCAAUGUUCUGUUCAAAGCUUUUCAAAAUCUGAAUGCAGCUAGUACUAUGAAAGAUGUCCUUGAAUUUAACAGCGGCUGUUUUCUGGAGAUACUUGAUCAUUUCGAUGAUAAGUAUCGGUCUGUAACGGCACUACGUGAUUCUAUGCGAGCACUUGGCCUUUUAACUGAAGUUGACGACGUCCUGCGCUCGACCACCGUAUCUCAACUAGAAGGUCUCUGGACAAAGAUCACGUCUAGGAAAUCCUGGUUUCAGACGGAGAAUUUUCAAGAUAUUGCACAUAUUCUCUUUUGUCGCGAAAGUCUUUUCUCAUCAAUCAACAAGAGACCAUACUUGCGAACAGCGAUGAAAUUAACAUCACGGAUGUCACAAUUAUACGAAGUGAAAUCAUUGAGAGAAACUUUCAAGAUAAGUAGGGAUCUCGAGGGAUCUCAGGAAUCUCUCAAAGCUGCCAUAUCUCUCUCGAAGCAAGUAGAAUCUUGUGCUGGUCUUGGUCUUAACAUCGAAGGUGCGGCGAAGUUUGAUUUGGCAAAUGUGCUAUGGGAUCAGGGCGAAAUGACUACGUCUAUUCGUAUGCUACAGCAGUUGAACGAGCAAGGCGACUUGCACAAACAGACACUAACCGUCAGUCGGGCUGAGGUUCUGGCUAGCUUGGGACACCAUGUAGCAGAGGCACGAUUAGAAAACCCAGAUGCAAUUGUCCAGGAAUACUUGGUCCCUGCUGUGAAGGAAUUGCGGGGAAACACGGAGGGUGAAGAAGCUGGCGGUGUAUUUCACCGUUUCGCUUUAUUUUGUGAUCAACAACUCCUGAAUCAAGAUAAUUUGGAGGAUUUUCAGCGUAUUGAACAGCUUCGUGAUCGCAAAGAACGGGAAGUUCUCGCACUUCAUAAAAUGAUGUCUGCUGCUGAAGGUAAAGAAAAGAAUCAGCUGAGAAUGCAUUACACAAAGGCCAAAGGCUGGUUUGACUUGGAUGAUCGCGAUUAUCAAAGACUCAAGCGAAGUCGCGAGGCAUUUUUGCAACAAUGUCUCGAGAACUAUCUACUAGCCCUCAAGGCUUGUGAUAGCUUCAGGAAUGACGCCCUCCGAUUUUGUGCGCUGUGGCUCGAUAAAUGGAAAGAUCUGAAAGCCAACGAAGCUGUUUCUAAAUACCUUCACGAGGUGCCCAGUCGAAAAUUCGCUCCAUUGAUGAAUCAGUUAUCCUCCCGCCUUCUCGAUGAUCCCGAUUUAUUUCAGAAUCUCUUGUCAACAUUAAUAUUCCGAAUAUGCGUUGAUCAUCCAUACCAUGGCAUGUAUCAGAUCUUCGCCCACAGCAAAUCGAAAGGCAGCAGAGACCAGGCCGCUUUGUCCCGUAAUCUGGCGGCGAGUAAAGUGGUUGAGAAACUGAAAAAUGACAAAAUUGCCAGCGGCACAUGGAUGUCUAUCCACAAUAACAAUAUCUGCUACGUGAGAUUUGCCACCGAUAAAUUGGAUGAUAAAAUCAAAAGCGGCGCAAAGGUGCCUUUGAAGAAGCUCCCUACUGGUCUUAAGUUGGAACAAGACGUGAACAACCAAAGACUUCCUCCACCGAGCAUGAAGGUCGAGCUUCGACAGGACCGCAAUUACAAUGACAUACCAAAAGUUGUUAGGUUUCAACCUGAAUUUGCUGUUGCUUCCGGUAUAAGUGCGCCGAAAAUCGUGACACUUCUCGCGACUGACGGCUUGCAUUAUAAGCAAUUGGUGAAAGGAGGGAAUGAUGAUCUCCGCCAAGAUGCUAUUAUGGAACAAGUUUUUGAACAAGUUAGCAACGUCUUGCAGGAUCAUCGCUCUACUCGCCAGCGCAAUUUGACCGUUCGCACAUACAAGGUACUGCCGCUCACUUCCAAUGCAGGUAUCAUCGAGUUUGUUCAAAAUACAAUUCCAUUACACGACUAUUUGAUGCCAGCACAUCAAAGAUACUUCCCCAAGGACAUGAAACCCAAUGCCUGCCGCAAACAUAUCAACGAUGUACAAACCAGAUCACUUGAGCAUCGAGUGCGAACUUACCGACAGGUGACAGAUCACUUUCAUCCGGUAAUGCGAUUCUUUUUUAUGGAGAGAUUUAAUAAUCCAGACGAUUGGUUCAGCAGGCGACUAGCAUACACACGUAGCACAGCAGCGAUUUCGAUACUGGGUCAUGUUCUCGGCCUUGGCGAUCGCCACGGACACAACAUACUUUUAGACGAAAAGACGGGAGACGCCGUUCACAUCGAUCUAGGUGUAGCAUUCGAACAAGGCCGUGUCUUGCCAGUGCCCGAAGUAGUGCCUUUCCGACUCACCCGUGAUCUAGUAGACGGAAUGGGGAUAACCAAGACCGAAGGAGUGUUCCGUAGAUGCUGUGAAUUCACCCUCGAAGCCUUGCGCCAGGAAUCCUACAGUAUCAUGACAAUUCUCGAUGUGCUGCGCUACGAUCCGUUGUACAUGUGGACAGUAUCCCCGCUACGAAUGAAACGCAUGCAGGACGACCAAGAACCCGGCGACGACCCACUCAUUAUAAGUAGCGGCGCCUCUGGUAAAAGAAACAGCAACGAGCCCAGUGAAGCAGAUCGGGCUUUAACAGUCGUGGCUAAGAAAUUGAGCAAGACGCUUAGCGUCACGGCAACGGUGAAUGAGCUCAUUCAACAAGCUACGGAUGAGAGGAAUCUUGCCGUUUUAUACUGUGGAUGGGCCGCUUACGCCUAGAAAUAACCUUGGAUGGCCUUUCUUAUUCAAGAAUUUUCUCGUCACAAACCAAUUCCCCCCUUGUCACUCCGUAUAUAUUAUUUGUCUUUGAUUAUCAGCUAGUACAUAUUUUUACGCCUAGAUAUAUAGAUCAAACGUCAGGGUCAAUUGGGUGACCAACUACGUAUUCCUACAGUGCAAUUUCUAAUCAAUAUCUGCACUCUUCGUGUAAUUUUCAUUACCCUAUCCUUCUAAUCUACACCCCUUAGCAAAAACCGAAGAGGGAAAGAGUAUUGAUUGAAGACGUGAUGAAAAAAUUAAAAUAUACAUAUGGAGACGGAAAGUUGAAAUUCAGGUGACAGAAUUGGAUGCUUCAAAUAAUAAUGUUGUCGGCUGGAAACGGUAGAUGAUAGUUUGAGAGAUUUACUUCAAAUGUUGGAGGAUUAAGCUGGACUGGUCAGCG
Molecule: messenger RNA, 9396 nt
Organism: Talaromyces proteolyticus
Lineage: Eukaryota; Fungi; Ascomycota; Eurotiomycetes; Eurotiales; Trichocomaceae
Product: putative phosphotidylinositol kinase Tel1
Exons: 9
Coding region: 261-8954 (2897 amino acids)
Biological process (GO): DNA repair
Molecular function (GO): protein serine/threonine kinase activity; protein binding
Source: RefSeq, a predicted model, not a curated record